Molecule: messenger RNA, 3927 nt
Organism: Mesocestoides corti
Lineage: Eukaryota; Metazoa; Platyhelminthes; Cestoda; Cyclophyllidea; Mesocestoididae
Source: the annotation of a GenBank genome assembly
AUGUCGAACGCGACAACGGUGCCACUGCCCUCCUCUCCCCCUCCAGUGACCAAUCUCGUCCCAACAGAACCGCCACGUCCCCACUGGAUCUUCGACUGUCCCAGUUCCACGCUAGCAUGGUGGUUCCCUCUGGCUCUAAGCGGGGGAAUCUACCUUGCCAACAUCAUUCUCCUCUUCGUCCGACACGUCUGGAAGAGAUUUACUCCGCGACAUGAAUCGGUGAACCACGCCUAUCCUAGCAUCUUCGGUGGUGUUGAUCAGAAUCCCUACACCGACACAGAGCACGAAUUUGAAUUCAACGACGACGACUCCGCUGCACUUCGGUUCCAGCAGAAGUCGAGUCAGUGGCUGGAGGACAGUCAAUUAAAUGUCUUCUACGACUACGCACUGACAAGUCCAAUGGUGAAUUUCGACUUGUCAACGCAACUGCCCAUGCAAACAGAGCUGAACGACGUUAGUGACGGGAAAAGAUCGAAUGCCAAGGAGAGCGGCACGACGGGGACGCAGGAGACAACGACUAGCAUCGCGGAAGAGACUGCGGGCAAGCAUCGCGGAGUAACUGAGAAAUUCAAGCCCCUCUGUCGGUACCACAAAACUGAAGGUCACCAUCGUUUGAGGCUGUCCGAGUGUCUCACGGGCGGACGUGGACAAAUUGGUUUAAGAAUUCGGAUCUACUGCGAAAAAAUGACGUCGGUUUCCUACCCAACGGGGCGCUUCAUGCUUGUAGUCUACGUCCUUCUGUGCACAAUAAGUUGGGUGAUCUACAUAAUUGGCACUAUUUACCUCUACAUGAUUGAAACCUUGCCCGAAGUCAUUGAGCUACUUCAAGGUCGACCACCAUUGGUUAUCGAGGGUCUCUGUUUGACGCCUGGACUGAAAAUCUUGAACUACAGUGAUCUAGUCAUCCACUCAUACUUCCUUGUCUAUUUCAUUCUUCGACUAGGUGCAGCUGUGGAAAAGCACAAAUUCCUCUUCAAGAUCACCUCGAUAAUCGACGUGAUCACAAUAUGCGGUGCCUUUGUUGCUGCCUUCCAACCAAGAUAUCACCUCGAUCUUGGAUUUCUGCGAGCGCUGAACAUUUUCAACUUCGGUGAAGUGCUGAGUUACCUGGGUAUCUUAUCGUCCAAUCAUGUCAUUCAAACCGUCGACAUAUUCUUCACAAUGUUUGCAAUGUGGAUGCUGGCAGGUGGAUUAAUUCACUUAAUCGUGCAUAUCGGCGAUUUCUGGAAGCCGGACCACAAAGCAUUAAGUUGGAGUUAUCUGGACUGCUGUUACUUCCUCAUGGUUACCAUGUCAACCGUGGGGUUUGGUGAUUUCUACCCCGUGACCAUACUUGGCCGGCUGUACAUUUGUGUGUUCAUCCCUGUCGCAAUGGGCAUUUUUGCAGUUUUCGUGCCAGAAAUAUUCCGAAAUUUGUCGUCAAGGCGUGCAAAGACGGAAUCUUACCAGGCUCUAGCUGGACACCAACACGUUGUCGUUUGCGGGAACUUCAACAACUUCAGCCUCAACGCAGUUCUUCGGGGCUUCUUCCACAUCGAACACGCGUCACGUCGUCGGCUCGUCAACAUGGUCAUUCUCAGAGUCUCACCCAUUGACCUAGCGAUGCGCGCCAUCUUGACGAAGUACAAUGCCUGGGUCAAGUACUACCAGGGAACGCCUGCAGAUCCGCAGGAUCUGGCCCGAAUCUGUUUGCGCAGCUCUCAGGGUGCGUUGGUUCUCGCGACGCCAAAUUCCAGCAAGAGCAGCGACGAAGACGGCGCUAACAUCAUGCAAGCAAUCGCGUUGAAGGCACACAGCCAACGCAUUCGUGUUCUGGUCCAAUUGCAUCACUUCAAAAAUAAGUGUCUUCUGCACAACUUCCCCCGAUGGACGUGUCGGAACAAGGACAUGGUCAUCUGCAUGGACGAAUUAAAACUGGGUCUUAUGGCACUGAAUUGUCUUGCUCCCGGCUUUUCCACGAUCAUACUUAACCUCCUCAACGGACAUCGGGUCAAAAAUCAAGGGAAGCAGAUGCAAAGAGAGAAGUGGAGACAGAAUUACGAGUACGGUGUAUCCAUGGAGAUUUACGAUGUUAGCCUGAGUUACGAAUUUCACAACCUCAGCGCACAAGAAUUAACACUAUUCGCUUAUGAGAAGUGGGGCAUUGUGCUGUGUGCGCUUUACUGCACAGAACCCGAGAAACCGUGCAUUAUAAUCAAUCCCGCAGGCUAUCGCGACUUAUCGAUCGACGCCCUAACAACCAAGGCCAUUGUCAUAGCAACCAAUUCCACGGUUGUAAAUCGCAUGCGAAAUUACUGCACCACGUGUAAGGCUCACAUAACUGGAGCGACAUGCCAGUGUCCAACUCGGCUUCAAUUCUUCAUUCAGGCUUCAGGACUUAAAAAAGAAAAAGAACGCAAAUUUAGUGACGCCGAAUCUGAGUCCAGACUUGCAGAAGACGAAGAAGAGCAAUCAGUGCACUUUUUGAAUGAUGGCCAAGAUGCACAGGCAAGUCCAACUGCGGGGUCAAAAACGCCAGCCAGCUUCGAUUUUGAAGGCGGCGGCGGAGGCGGCGGCGGCACAGAAUCUCCCGUGAACUGUUUUACUGGAGGGUUUACGGUGGGGAAAAGUCACAAUUCAAAGGCGGAAACCUUCUCGCGGUUCACCGUGGCACCAGCCCAGACGCUCACGAGCAUCAAAAGUGGUCAACUGGUGAGGGGCCUCUUUCGACAGCACUCUACCAAGUCAAAUUCCACCGACUACUUUCUGCCGCCACAUCGGCUGUACAAUCCGAAGUAUGUCGACAGCACGGGCUGUUUUCAUUGGGUGCCUGACAUACCAAUCGAAUCUGUAAAAUUGACCCCAACUGAGGCCAUGAAGUACCAUUUCAAGGAACACUACGUGCUCUGCAUCGUCGGUCCACUAGCGGGUGGGAGCCUGAACCUGAAGAGUUUUGUCAUGCCCCUGCGAUUUCAUUGGAUGGAGGUGCGUGACAUUGUCAUCCUCGGUGAUACAAGUGUCAUUACCGAGGAGGAAUGGGCAAAGAUCAAGAACAUACCACACGUCUUUCUUGUUCAGGGAAGUCCGUGUAGUCUGAAUGAUUUACAUGCUGUUCGACUGAAGCAUUGUUCAGCAUGUACCAUUCUCGGCGAAUCAGCGAAUGAGGAUCAAAUCGACCAAUGCUUGAGGGACAAAAACACCCUAUUCAGUGCCAUGACCAUUCGCUCACUGAUUGAGCAAUCAACCCCGCCUAUCCACAUGACAACAGAACUCCACUACGAACAGAAUGCUCACCACUUCAGUUCAGCAGAAUCGCAUCACCUAGAUUUCAAGCUGCCUCUGCGUUUUCAAGAAUCCUUCGCUAGAGGAAUAAUCUUCAGCAAUACUCUUCUUUACAGCUCCAUCAGUUCUUUAUAUUUCAGUGGGGCGGUUUUUCGGUUCCUGCGUGUUCUCCUCUUUGGAAUAGCCGUUGAAGAUCUGGAAUCGGUGAAUCUCCAACGAAACGGGUUCCAAAGAGGUCAUCCGAACUCCACGACAAGGACAACUGGAGUGAGGGUAGCUCUGCAUAAGAUGUGUGAUCCGCCUUUUCGAACACUUUUCGCCCGACCAGCUAGGCGCACACUCCACUACAAGGACGUGUUCACCCACGCACUGAUGUGUUGGCGCAUUCUCUGCCUUGGCAUCUACCGUUUGGAUCGUCGUGGUUUCCGUGUGGUCAUUACCAAUCCACCAAGAAAUCUCAAGAUCUGCGCUGAUGAUCAAGUCUUCUGCUUCAUUCCAAGUGAAUUUAUCGCACCCAUUGAGGAUCCACAGAGUCCCUAUUCAACGUGCACCACGGAAUCCAACAUUUUCCUUACUAAGACCCCCUACACCACCUAUGCCGGCAUGUCAGCCGUCGAGUUGGCCCGGCAGAGUGCCAGCGUCAUGAGGAACCUUCAGCAGCCCUGA